CAUUGCCUACCUGUGUGCACGAAGUACAUAUUCAAAUUGCCAGACAUUUUGCUGGCACGUCUGUCAGGAUGCUUUGGGGCGCAGUCAGUGAGGUGAAGUUAUUAUAUCAAUCAAGUUUUUUGGCUUGAGUGGUGCAAGAUAAUAACGUGUCAAAUAUGAAGCUAUGGUAUGCCUACGACGCUGGUUUAUCAGAAAAAUUAGUGAGCUACACGCACAAUUCAGAACUUACCUUUUAAGGCCGAUCAUUAGGUAUGUUAGUAUGAUGAAAUAAUACUGGACUUUACCUCUCGAUUCCUGCCCUAGACUUUUACCGAAUCUAGGAUAUUAGAAACUUACCUCAACGCAAGGCCAAUUCCACGG
This is a messenger RNA of Acanthoscelides obtectus, 360 nucleotides long. Lineage: Eukaryota; Metazoa; Arthropoda; Insecta; Coleoptera; Chrysomelidae. The record is from the annotation of a GenBank genome assembly.